Colletes gigas is the source of this 1056-nucleotide messenger RNA. Its product is annotated as toll-interacting protein A-like. The coding region runs from base 180 to 1031 and encodes 283 amino acids. Gene Ontology annotation, molecular function: ubiquitin binding; ubiquitin conjugating enzyme binding. The record is from RefSeq and is a predicted model, not a curated record. The transcript has 6 exons. NCBI's taxonomy places the organism in Eukaryota, Metazoa, Arthropoda, Insecta, Hymenoptera, Colletidae. Gene Ontology annotation, cellular component: cytoplasm. Gene Ontology annotation, biological process: ubiquitin-dependent protein catabolic process.
UUUUUAUUAGAAAUUUCUAAGAUGGCGUGCUGUCACCGUGUCAGAUGUAUGUUAUAAUUUUUUAGAUGCAUGAUAAAGUCGCGUAGUUUGACAGGUUUCAUUUGUAGUGAAAGAGCAGACGUCGUAUCGCAAAUAGUAAACAAAUUUUUCAGUCCAUUGAAGCUUCGGAUAAUUUUGUUAUGGAAACCGAAAAGCGAUCAGAUUUAUACGAAGAAUGGAAAAGACGGGCCUUCCUGGGUCCACUUCCACAAGGAUUCCUUGGAGUAGAAGAACGCAAUGCCCAACAGCAGCAAGAAGCAGCAGAUCAGCAAGCUGCACUCGCGCUUCAUCAAUUACAGAUGCAAAAUAUGCCUGGAAUGCAUGAACCACAUGUAGUUGGUAGACUUAGUAUAACAAUUGUUCAGGCUAAACUAGUGAAAAACUAUGGAAUGACAAGGAUGGAUCCUUAUGUGAGAAUGAGAGUGGGUCAUUCAAUUUACGAGACACACACAUGUUCGAAUGGAGCAAAGAAUCCGCAUUGGAAUAAAGUUAUUCAUUGCUAUUUGCCACCAGGAGUUACGCAAAUAUAUGUAGAGAUUUAUGAUGAGUGUUCUUUUGUUAUGGACGAGUUGAUUGCAUGGGGCCACAUAGAUAUUCCACCACAGGUCCUUCAAAAGGGAGAGACGCAUGAAGAUUGGUGCAUGCUUAGCGGGAAACAAGGAGAUAAUCAAGAAGGGAUGAUAAAUUUAGUUUUUAGUUAUACGGUAAAGACCAAGUGCCACCCGUAUAUGAAUGCACCUUCAGUCAUGAGGGUUCCAUCAUCGACAGUAUUCGGCGUGUCACAGUAUGCACCGGUUAAUGUUUAUACGACACCACCCGCGGCUGCAGCUAUACCUGUUGUUCCCAGUUCUUUGCCAACUGCUGAAAUUGAAUUAAAACAGAUUUCAGAAAUGUUCCCAAACGUGGAUAAGGAAGUGAUUAAGUCGGUAUACGACGCGAAUCACGGGAAAAAAGAUAUAACUAUAAAUUCAUUGUUGCAAAUGUGCGAAUAAGUAAUUUUUUAUAAAUUACUAUAUU